Messenger RNA from Aspergillus nomiae NRRL 13137, 1032 nucleotides. Its product is annotated as Zn(II)2Cys6 transcription factor domain-containing protein. The annotation marks the transcript as partial. The record is from RefSeq and is a predicted model, not a curated record. Gene Ontology annotation, cellular component: nucleus. The transcript has 5 exons. Gene Ontology annotation, molecular function: transcription cis-regulatory region binding; DNA-binding transcription factor activity, RNA polymerase II-specific; zinc ion binding. Lineage: Eukaryota; Fungi; Ascomycota; Eurotiomycetes; Eurotiales; Aspergillaceae. Gene Ontology annotation, biological process: positive regulation of transcription by RNA polymerase II.
AUGAGCAGUUCUGGAAAGCACAGGCCGGCUGCGUGUAGGAGAUGCAAAGAUCGGCAUUUGCGAUGCGACGGAGGCAACCCCUGCAAAAGCUGCAGACAGGCCAGCUCAAAGUGUGACCGUAGCGCCAAGAGCUUCAAAUUUCGACACGAGCCAAUACCGAAGCGCAGGUUCCAUUUCUCGUCGGAUCAGAAAUGGGUUGGCCUGCCUCGGAAAGGUCGACUCCACUACGUCCAUGUGAAUCCGGACGGUCGUCAGGAAAGCGAUGACGACGACGAAGAUGAUGACGCUGAAGAGAGCCAGCCUGAUGCCGCCGGCUCUAAUGCUUCUCCAUCACCCAGCUCCAUGAUAUGGAGAAAGGGCCAGAAACCACAUUCACUUCCAGCAUCUACCUGCGCGAACACUAGCCAUGACCCCCAUGGAGAAGGGCUUGGACAGAGCCAUCGAAACUCAAGACACUAUAGCAUUUCCAGUUUCAAUGCAGUCGCAGGCUCUAAUGAACCGUCUCCACAGUCAGCGUCUUACUAUGCCCACACUUCUGCAUAUGACUGCUUAUCCCAACCUACCAACCAACCCCUAAAUGCUUUCCCGACACAGCGAGAUCAUUACCGUCUGGGGCCUUUGAAAGGCGUUCCCCAAACCUUCUCGGACGCCUCCUACACCAGUGACCUCCAGGAAGCAUGCUUGAUACGCUAUUUCGUGGAGAAGCUAGCUCAUUGGUUCGACUCAACCGACCGGGACCGACAUUUCACCCUGACAGUCCCCGGCCGAGCCAUGUUCUGCCCAGUACUCCGAUAUGCCCUCUUGACAGCAUCCGCCGGCCACAUGCGACAAGCCCUAAAAUGCCGCAACAACAGCAACGGCACCGUCAUCUUCGACGGCAUCCCACUACCAGGUCUCAGCGAAGACUCGGCGAUCCGGUACCACAACAUCUGCAUCUCCUACCUGAUCGAGAUCUCCAAAGACCCCAACGAAGACUACAACGAAGACGUGCUAACCGCAGCGACGAUCCUCCGCUUUUACGAGCAACUAGAC